Gasterosteus aculeatus aculeatus (three-spined stickleback) is the source of this 4745-nucleotide messenger RNA. NCBI's taxonomy places the organism in Eukaryota, Metazoa, Chordata, Actinopteri, Perciformes, Gasterosteidae. The record is from RefSeq and is a predicted model, not a curated record.
GUGCUGGUUGCCACACCCAAUGAAUAUCUCUAAAGAGAUCAUGCAGACUGCUGAUAAAACCUUUAUUCAGCUGCAUAGAAUCAACUAUCACUGUUGCAUUUAGUGAUCAAGUCGGGAGUUUUCUUCUUAAGUCUCUGGGGGAAAAAAAGGCAUCGUAUGCUGAUCACCGUUGUUGGCUUUAAGCACAGCAUCUCUCUGUAGGCGCAUCGACCUGACAGGAAAGCAUGACAGGUGCUGCCCAGCUUCUCCUGCUGUGCUGCCUCCUGCAAGGUAGUUUAUGCGAGAACUGGGGAACCUUCCUUCCUGAGAGACUGGAGGGACUCAGUGGGUCCUGUGUGAUGAUCCCCUGCACUUUCAGCAUUCUCUCAGAGUAUGAUACAAAGCUACAGGAUGAUGAUACCUGUAUAGCCAAAUGGAUCACAGGCUCUACGAGUGGGCCAACGGUGUUCAACUCGGGCCUCACUGCAAACGGAAACACUCUGCAAGGAAACCUGACGGGAAACCUGCGUGCAAAGAAUUGCACCACCGUCUUCCACAACAUGUCGCCACAAGAUAAUAACAAAUAUUACUUCAGACUGGAGUGUAAGAGCCCUUUCAAGUUCAUCCUAGAUAAAAACGUCCAGAUCACCAUCACAGAUUCACUUCCUAAACCGUCCAUAACUCCACCCCCGGUCGAGGUGAAGGAAGGAGAUCCAGUGAGGUUGGAGUGCUCGGCUGUAGCUCCCUGCCCCCUUCUUCCCCCGGCUCUCACUUGGACCCCUGCUAUCGGCGACGUUAAGGAGAACCAACAAAGUGCAUCCGUGAGCUCCGUUCUGAACUUCACUGCUUCCCGCCUCCACAACGGACAGAGGUUACAGUGCUCUGCUCUCUACAGACGACAGGCUGGACACAGUGACCUUCAGUAUGAAAAUAAUCUGACCCUCCGCAUUCUUUAUCCCCCUAAGAACACCUCGGUGUCAGUCGACCCCUUUGGUCCGGUGCCGGAUGGCAGCUCCGUCACUCUGACCUGCACCAGCGUCGCCAAUCCAGCAGCAGCCAACUUCAGCUGGUUCAGAUUUGCCGGAGGAGAGAAGGAGCUGAUAAGCUCCGAGCGAGACUUCACUUUCAAUGUGACCAAACUCUCGCACGACCAGUACGUCUGUAAUGCUCUGAAUGUCCACGGAGACGAUGACUCAGAGCUCGUCAGUAUUGAUGUCACAUUUGCUCCACAGAUUCUGCCUUCUUCACGCUGUGUCAGCAUUGGUUCCCUGAUACGAUGUGACUGUAACAGCCAGGGGAACCCUCCUCCCUCUCUUUUUUGGGAAUUGCCUGGGAAGGCUGUCGAUCACUCUGUCAUCCCAACCAGGGAAGUUCCCCUUGGGAGUUUGGUCAUGUGGAGCCAAAUCACCGUGAACUAUUUGGACGAAGACGUGCUCUCUCUAGUCUGCCUUAGUAACAACUCUGUGGGCUCCGAUCGCUUCGUAUUCAACGUGUCCUCCACCAACACUACGCCAGGCCUCUAUCCUUUGUCUCUAUUAAUCGGCUCUUUGGUGGGAGCCAUCGGGACGAUGCUGGUGUGUGGGCUCAUGUUACUGUUCUUCUUCAGAAAGGGAAAAAUACGACUUCCAACAAAGAAGAGAUCGCAGAACAACGUUGUAGUUGCUGAUGAGACCAGCUCAUCAAACGUCAGUGUGAUUUAUGACAAUAAAGCCAUUCUGGAAGAGAAUGAGGAAGAAUCUCUUCACUACGCCAGUCUGGACUUUGCUAAACUCAAAGAUAAUUCAAGGGGUGAGCUCGGGGAAGAGGAGGUCAGAGGCCUGGCCUCUAAGACGUCUGAGUAUGCAGAGAUCCGUCUGUCCUCCAGAGGAAGCAAUGGAGGACACACAAGGGAGGAAGAGACGGAGGCUGACGUCCAUCAGGGGGAAGGGAUGUUGGAAAGCAUGACAGGUGCUGCCCAGCUUCUCCUGCUGUGCUGCCUCCUGCAAGGUGGUUUAUGCCAGAACUGGGCGAGCUUCAUGCCUCAGAGACUGGAGGGACUCAGUGGGACCUGUGUGAUGAUCCCCUGCACUUUCAGCAUUCUCCCAACAUUUGAUCAAUACCUGGAUGAUACCUGUGUAGCCAUUUGGAAGACAGGCUCUACGAGUGGGCCAACGGUGUUCAACUCGGGCCUCACUGCAAACAGAAACACUCUGCAAGGAAACCUGACGGGAAACCUGCGUGCAAAGAAUUGCACCACCGUCUUCCACAACAUGUCGCCAAAAGAUGAUAACACAUAUUACUUCAGAGUGCAGUGUAACAACGACUUGAAGUACAACUUUCCAACAAACGUCCAGAUCACCAUCACAGAUUCACUUCCUAAACCGGCCAUAACUCCACCCCCGGUCGAGGUGGAGGAGGGAGAUCCAGUGAGGUUGGAGUGCUCGGCUGUAGCUCCCUGCCCCCUUCUUCCCCCGGCUCUCACUUGGACUCCUGCUAUCGGUGACGUUAAGGAGAACCAACAAAGUGCAUCCGUGAGCUCCGUUCUGAACUUCACUGCUUCCCGCCUCCACAACGGACAGAGGUUACAGUGCUCUGCUCUCUACAGACGACAGGCUGGACACAGUGACCUUCAGUAUGAAAAUAAUCUGACCCUCCGCAUUCUUUAUCCUCCAAACAACACGUCAGUCAGCCACUCGGGUCCCGUGAUAGAGGGCACCUCGGUCAACUUGACCUGCAACACCGACGCAAAUCCGGCCGUGGACGAGUUCACCUGGUACAAAGUGGAUGGAGGUCAGGUGGUGGCAGUGGGUUUCCACGCUUUGCUCUCCACUAAUGUCUCAGAGGCGGACAGCAGGUUCUUCUGCCAAGUCAGUAACAGAUAUGGAAGCCAGAACUCGUCCACCACUCAGAUAGACGUACAGUUUCCUCCCAAGGGAACCACAGUCAUUGUCCAACCCGACGGUCCCAUACUGGAGGGCGUCUCUGUUUCUCUGCUCUGUAAGAGCCGUGCGAACCCCCCCGUGACCAACUACACCUGGUACAAAGAUGAUGAGGAGGAGGAGGAGGAGCCUGGGUCGAGCUUGAAACUAGGCGCCGUGGACCCGAGCCAAAUCGGUCUCUACCGCUGUAAGGCCAGAAACGAUCUGGGGGAGGAUCAGUCAGCAGCAAUCCAGCUGGACAUUCAGUAUCCCCCUCAGAACACCUCGGUGUCAGUCGACCCCUCUGGUCCGGUGCCGGAUGGCAGCUCCGUCACUCUGACCUGCACCAGCGUCGCCAAUCCAGCAGCAGCCAACUUCAGCUGGUUCCGAUUUGCCGGAGGAGAGAAGGUGCUGAUAAGCUCCGAGCGAGACUUCACUUUCAAUGUGACCAAACUCUCGCACGACCAGUACGUCUGUAAUGCUCUGAAUGUCCACGGAGACGAUGACUCAGAGCUCGUCAGUCUUGAUGUCACAUUUGCUCCACAGAUUCUGCCUUCUUCACGCUGUGUCAGCAUCGGUUCCCUGAUACGAUGUGACUGUAACAGCCAGGGGAACCCUCCUCCCUCCCUUUUUUGGGAAUUGUCUGGGAAGGCUGUCGAUCACUCUGUCAUCCCAACCAGGGAAGUUCCCCUUGGGAGUUUGGUUAUGUGGAGCCAAAUCACCGUGAACUAUUUGGACGAAGACGUGCUCUCUCUAGUCUGCCUUAGUAACAACUCUGUGGGCUCCGAUCGCUUCGUAUUCAGCGUGUCCUCCGCCAACACUAAGCCAGGCCUCUAUCCUUUGUCUCUAUUAAUCGGCUCUUUGGUGGGAGCCAUCGGGACGCUGCUGGUGUGUGGGCUCAUGUUACUGUUCUUCUUCAGAAAAGGAAAAAUACGACUUCCAACAAAGAAGAGAUCGCAGGACAACGUUGUAGUUGCUGAUGAGACCAGCUCAUCAAAAGUCAGUGUGAUUUAUGACAACAAAGCCAUUCUGGAAGAGAAUGAGGAAGAAUCUCUUCACUACGCCAGUCUGGACUUUGCUAAACUCAAGGAUAAUUCAAGGGGUGAGCUCGGGGAAGAGGAGGUCAGAGGCCUGGCCUCUAAGACGUCUGAGUAUGCAGAGGUCCGUCUGUCCUCCAGAGGAAGCAAUGGAGGACACACAAGGGAGGAAGAGACGGAGGCUGACGUCCAUCAGGGGGAAGGGAUGUUGUCAUAGGAACAGGACUUUAUCGUAUCAGCAGAGCUGUGGAGAUAGAAACCACACUGCAGGCCUCCUUAUACAACGCGAGUAAUGCCUCACACUCGCGGCUUCAAGCUUAGCUCUCAACUUUUUGCCACUUUAUUUCAUUAUCUCGUGUCUCUUUGCUGAAAAAUGCACAGCAGGAGAAGCAUAUCAAUGAAAAACAUUUAGUGUUCAACCAUCCAACAGUAAAUGCUGCGUAUAAAGUCAUUGCUGAUGCUUUUCUACGUCAUUCACUUCAAUAGAGUCACAUUUGUCAUGUUACUGUUAUUAUAAUACUAAUAAUAAUGUAUUUCAUUUGUAUAGGGCUUUUUCAAAUGCUCAAUGUCAGUUGAUACAAAAUAUUAAAUGUUUACAUUUGAUAUUUCAAUUCUAGCUUUUGUCUUAAAGCUCUGCUUAGUUAUUAAUUGAAACCUUUGAUGAGAGCUACUUUUGGGAAUGUUUUUUAAAGAACUCUAACAUAAAAGCUGUUCCUUUGGAAAAUAUACAGGAGUAUUUAACAGAUUGUUUCCAGUAUUUCAGAAACAAGCCUCAGUAACGUUUAAAGCCAUGUCAUGUUUUUUGGGUAUGUAAAUAAAUAUUCAAAAUGGA